Molecule: messenger RNA, 3461 nt
Organism: Ornithorhynchus anatinus (platypus)
Lineage: Eukaryota; Metazoa; Chordata; Mammalia; Monotremata; Ornithorhynchidae
Gene: NUDCD3
Product: NudC domain containing 3
Exons: 6
Coding region: 41-1165 (374 amino acids)
Biological process (GO): protein folding
Cellular component (GO): cytoplasm
Source: RefSeq, a predicted model, not a curated record
CCGGAAGCGGGCGCGGCUGGUGGGGGCCGAGGCGGGCGCCAUGGAGGCCGGGGCGGCCGAGCUCUACGACCAGGCGCUGCUGGGCAUCCUGCAGCACGUGGGCAACGUCCAGGACUUCCUGCGGGUGCUCUUCGGCUUCCUCUACCGCAAGACCGACUUCUACCGCCUGCUGCGCCACCCGGACGACCGCAUGGGCUUCCCGCCCGGGGCGGCCCAGGCCAUGGUGCUGCAGGUGUUCAAGAACUUUGAGCACGUGGCUCGGCAGGAUGACGAGAGGAGGAGGAAGAAGGACCUGGAGGGCAAGAUGAGGAGGAAGGAAGAAGAGGCGGCAGCGGCGGCCGAGAAGGCGCCCGUCCCCCUGCCCGCUCAGGAGGUGGAGGUUGAUUCGACGGCGGCUGGCGAGCCCCAGGAGUCUGGCACGGCCCAGGAGCCCGGCGAGCCCCAGAAGGCCGGGGAGCCCCAGAAGGCCGGGGAGCCCCAGGAGCCCGGUGCGGCCCAGGAGUCCGGCGUGGCGGUUCCCGGACCCGCGGAGGCCGAGCCCUCUGGGGCCGCCGCCGCCGCCCCCGCCGCGGCCCCGACCGCUCCCAGGAGGCAGGAGCAGUUCCAGGCCAGCUCCGACAGCUAUAAUGGGGCCGUGCGCGACAACUACAGCUGGUCGCAGGACUACAGCGAUCUGGAGGUCAAAGUACCUGUGCCCCCGCACAUCCGCAAAGGGAAACAGGUCUCCGUGGAUCUGACCAGCAGCACCAUCCGUGUGGCCGUGCUGGAGGGCGGCGCGGAGCGCGUGCUCAUGGAGGGCAAGUUCACCCACAAAGUCAACACGGAGAGUUGUCUCUGGAGCCUGGAGCCGGGCAAGUGUGUUCUGGUGAACCUGAAUAAGGUGGGCGAGUACUGGUGGAGUGCCAUCCUGGAGGGGGAGGAACAGAUCGACAUCGAUAAGAUCAACAAGGAGCGCUCCAUGGCCACGGUGGAUGAGGAGGAGCACGCCGUCCUGGACAGGCUGACCUUCGAUUAUCACCAGAAGCUGCAGGGGAAGCCCCAGAGCCACGAGCUGAAGGUCCACGAGAUGCUGAAGAAGGGCUGGGACGCCGAGGGCUCUCCAUUCCGAGGCCAGAAAUUCGACCCGUCCAUGUUUAACAUCUCCCCGGGGGCCGUCCAGUUCUGAUGGCCAGGAGGCGGGAGGGAGGGGAGACACACAGAGGGAGGGGGGAGGGGAAUGGGGAGACAGAGAAAGAGAGAGAGAGCACCGAUAGGUAUGUGGAGCCGGUGGCACCCCUACCCUUCCCCAAACAGCAAGGGGGAGCAGGGAGGGGCCCGGGGGAGGGGGCGUGGCUCCGACCUAGGCCGGACCAGGGUUGGACAUGUUGACCGGGCAGGAGGGCUGCGUCUCAGCCAGCCCAGGAUCACAUGCGCCGUCACCACGGCAACCGGCCGCGGCAGGCGGGCGGGCAAGCAGGCAGGCGGACAGGCGCUCCCGUUCUCUCUCUCUCAUUCUCUCUCGCUCCCCCCCCCCCCCGCCAACCUUCCAUCCCCGCUUUCCCCGCUUGCCUGGUUUUGACACGCUGCUCGGCUCGGGUCUCUGCAGGUGGGCGGGGGCGAGGGGGCGUUCUGUGCUGGGGUUGUGGAAUGGAUGCAGCUGCAAGCUGCAGGCUGUGGCAGGGUGAUGCGGCGGGGUCACGGGAGGGGCGCCGGGUGGGUGGUGGGUCUCUGCCUGUCCUGGUGGCUUGUGCCCCGAGACUGCCCCAGCCUCUGUCGGUCUGGGGCUCUAGAGCCCCGGGCCCCUGCCGCCGGCCCCCAAGGCCUCCUUGGCCUUCCCCCUCCCCGGCCGCUGUCCUCUCUACAGCUGGACGCUCCCCCCGACCCCUCCCGCUUCCCCCUGACUCGCGGGGAUGAGACUGGCCAGCGGUGCUCGCUCUCCGUGGGCAGCUCCCAUCCGGCCUUCCCCUCCUGGUGCCCCUCUCCCCACGGUUUUGGCAUCAUGUACUCCCAGUCCCCGAUGGGUGCGGGGAGGAGAAGGUGGGAGACCUCCCAUCUCAGCAUGAGUCUUGGGAGGGGUCUCCAAGCAGGGCCAGCCCCCCAGCGGGGAGAUGUGGGCCCGGGCCGGAGCCCCGGGCCCGGCUGGUGCUGCUGAUCUGGAAGAGCUGUGGCCCUGGCUCUCUGUGUGUGUGUGCGUGUGUGCAUGUAUGCAUGCCUGGAGGUGGGGGUGCCGGCCUCACCGCGCCAUGGAGACCGAAGCUUCCACGGUGCCGUCUCCUCUGCCGUGUGCUCUGUCCGCUCCCGGCCCCGCUCCCGUCCAUCCAUCCGUCCCUCUCCCGAGUGGCCGUCGCUCUCGGUGCUGCCCCUGGGGGAUUGGGGGCGCCUCGAUGCCCUGGGCCAGCGUGGGCUGGCCGUGGCCAAUGUGGAGGCAGAGGGCUGGCCUGUUGGCCACUUCCCAGAAUCUCCGGGGCCCUGUUCCAUAGCAACAUAGGGGCCACCAGUGGUUCCCGGUUCCAGGUAAGCCACAGUACGCCUGGCUCUGGCCUGUGCUGGGCAACCCACCCUUGAGGUCUGAGCCUUGCUGAUGCCCAUAAUCUCCACCUGGCACCCCCCUCCCUCCUCGGCCUCCGCCCGAAGACUGACAGGUCGGGGCCACCCAGACUGAACACCUGGAGGCUCUCCCCAGCCUCUGGCGUGCCAGCGCGAGGGUUGGCUUUUUCCCAAGCCGCUACCCAUCGAGAGGCUCCCUGGCUCAGCCUCCAGAGCUUGGGGGCCGCCAGGAGGGUACACGGAAUCUGAGUGAGAACAGCAGGCCAGGCAGGGGCACGCUGAAACUCUCUGCUUGGGUCUCCAGGGAGCAGGGCUGGAGGUCGUAUGCCCCUCACUCCCCACUUCUUCCCAGGCCCAACCGGUGCCUGUUCCCUAAAGUUCUUCUCUCCCCCACUGUCUGACCCAGCUCCAAGGGAAAGUGACAUUUCUCCCCUGCACUUUUAGGUGGAGUUGUGAGCUUCCUAGCGGGAAGGGCCAGGUCAGUCACCCUGUCUUAUCCGGUCCUUAGCCAUCCACGUGUUCUCCAGGGGGAAGAAGGGGUUUCCGAUAGCCCUGGGUGAUUUUUUCAGACGAUCGCCCUCCGUGGUAAACACCUCUCACCGGGGGCCACGGGCUCACCCACUUCAUCAACAGCAGGUAGCAGGGGUCCAGUGAUGCACUUGGCUACCUGGAAUUUUUUUUUUCCAUGCGGAUUUCUUUCUCUGUUUAUGAAUCCCUUCCCCAACAUUGCUACCCUUCCCACCUCUCAGAUUUCAGGUCUAGAGUUGGUGUUGCUGGUUCUAGACUGCAGCCCCCAACCCCACAGGAGGGACUGGGGGCAGACCUGGGGCUGGAGCCAGAGAGAACUGCCCUUCCCCGCCCCUCACCCCACCCCCCACCCCCACCACGGGGUUUCUGUGUGUGCACCAGGUUUGCAAUAAAUCAGUAUUUAAGCA